This is a messenger RNA of Neolamprologus brichardi, 3754 nucleotides long. It is a transcript of the gene adpgk, whose product is annotated as ADP dependent glucokinase. Gene Ontology annotation, molecular function: ADP-specific glucokinase activity. Gene Ontology annotation, cellular component: endoplasmic reticulum. Gene Ontology annotation, biological process: glucose metabolic process. The record is from RefSeq and is a predicted model, not a curated record. Lineage: Eukaryota; Metazoa; Chordata; Actinopteri; Cichliformes; Cichlidae.
CCGCUGCUGGCGGUCUGCUGUCUUUUCCCCACUCCGUGCUCUUUAAAUGACUUGUACCGACUUCUUCAGCUGCCGCUCCCUCUAUACACCGGUAGUUUUCCGGUGUCUGGACCUACUUUGUGUGACUUACCAGGAAGCUGGAUCUUCUUCGUGACUGACAGACUUUGAAUCCCUUUAAAGCAGAUUUUCGGAGUGUGUGGGAGAGCAUCAUGUGGAGGAAGGCUUUGGUAGCGGCCCUGCUGGCACUAGCCGUUGGCUAUUUCUACGGCAGCCCGGAGCUGCCGGAGCAGAUCCUGCAGUACAUCAGCCUGCCAAACUUCCAGACUUUAUCUCAAAACCUGAACAGUCAGGACAGCUUGGAGCGGGUGAUCUCCAGCGCCUGGGAGGCUCUGAUAACUCUACCAACCCGGCAGUGGAGCAGAGUGGCAGUGGGGGUAAAUGCCUGCGUGGACGUGGUGGUCUCAGGAGUUUCACUCCUGCAGGCUCUGGCUGUGGAUCCUGGCAUCGGCCAGGAUCACGAAGUGCUGCACUCCAAAGAGGACUUGAAGGAAGCUUUCAUCCAUUACAUGGGGCGUGGAGCGGCCGCUGAGCGCUUCUUCAGUGACAGGGAGGCUUUUCAGAGGAUUGCUCGUGCAGCAGCAGAGUACCCCAAUGCAAAGUUCUACGUGGGAGGAAAUGCUGCCCUGAUUGCUCAGAAGCUUGCGACAUACCCUGAUCUGAUGGUUUUGCUUUGUGGUCCAGUUGGUCCUAAACUUCACGAGAUGUUGGAUGAGCAGAUAAUUGUUCCCCCAGAUUCCCUCCAGGAGACGGAUGAGUUUCACCUCAUCCUGGAGUAUAAAGCAGGUGAGAAAUGGGGUUCAACUCAGGCACCUCAAGCCAACCGCUUCAUCUUUUCUCACGACAUGUCCAACGGGAAGAUGAGCUCACUGGAGACUUUUGUGGCGAGCCUGGAAGAGUUCCAGCCCGAGCUUGUCGUCUUGUCUGGGCUCCACAUGAUGGACGGUCAGGGCCGAGAGCUGUGGGAGGAGCGGCUGAAAGAGGCUGUCUCGGCCAUAUCUGACAUCCGUAGAGACAUUCCCAUCCACCUGGAGUUGGCGAGCAUGACCGACAAAGACUACAUGAACAGCAUAAUGCAGGAGCAGGUUAUGCCCAUUGUCAGCUCCAUUGGGUUGAACGAGCAGGAGCUGCUCUUCCUCUCUCAGGCCGGAGAGGGACCUCAUGCAGAAACGGUGGCCUGGAAAGGCAUCCCGGAUGUGGGUCGGGUCAGCGACAUCCUCCUGUGGAUCCUGGAGCAGCACGGCCGCAGUGAGCCAUCGUCAGAAGCCGAUCUCACUCGGAUCCACUUCCACACGCUGGCCUACCACAUUCUGGUUACAGUAGACGGAUACUGGGGGAACCAGGUGGCGGCGGUGAUGGCCGGAGCGCGGGUGGCCAGCAAUCAGGCCUGUGGCCUCCAGUCUGUCGACGUCAGCAAGGUGGAGCUCAAAGCCCCUCUGGAGUUUUAUAGCUCCCACAUGGAGCCCCGGGAGCAGCUGUCCCUGAACCCAGCAGAGCCCGUUACAGUGUGGCACCGCGGAAACGUCACAUUUUACUUCACGCCGGUGCUGGUCUGCAAGCGCCCGCUUCGGACAGUUGGGCUCGGGGAUGCCAUCUCAGCAGAGGGACUGCUUUACUCAGAGUUACUUCCCCAGCAGCCUUUCUGAGGUUUGCUUCCAGCGGACUGUCAGCAUGGCAGACGGUGAGAGGAGCUUAAAAGAACCGGAGAGGUCUCAACUCCUACCGUGGUCAGCGGGAUGGAGUUGCCAGAUCUCCGGUUUUAAAUCCAGCCCGUGGACUCAUCCAGCCUGCCCUGAUCCUCUCUGUUGUCCCUCCUUCAUUUUGCUCGGGCUGACACAGAAACUGCGAGGUGGCCUGAGGCUUGAGGCUAUGCACUGGAUGCAGUUCGAAAGCCAUCUUCGCAAACUCCAAAGAGUUUUGUCGGCUCAGCAAAACUUCCUUCUGACCUGCAUAUCUUCAGUAUGCUGUGCCUUGAGAAAAUACACGAGAAGUUAUUGUUAAAUAUUUUAUCCAUAUUAUAGAGCUGAACAAACAAAAUGACCUUGAAGCUGUGACACGAACAGCUGAAACUGGAAACGGAUGCACAUGUGACCAUGUGGUAGAGUUAAGCGAUAGAUUUGCUUCUUCAACUUUGGGUGCAUAGAGCUUAGUCAAUAGAACAGCUUUAAAGGUUUAUUCUGUCAUGUUUAUCAAGCAUUACUCAGUGUCUGACUUAUUUACACGUAAGAACUGUUAUCUAUGUUAUCUAGGCAUACUUGACUUUAACUUUAUAUUAUUUCUUAGCAUAGAGAAAACACUAGACUGUGACAACUUGUGUUUUGUUUGUUUGUUUGUUUUUCUAGUGUUUGACCAAAACACUCUGGCAUACAAUGACAUUUUAAGCUUGAAACCUCCACAGCACCAUCCUUAUUUUUUUAAUAAUGAAUAAGAAAGUCUCAUAUGGCGACUUGAAAUAUGCUUCUGAAGCGGGUCCUUCUUUAUGCAGUAAAGCUCUGUUUACAGUGAGAUACCAGCUAUUUAACUUAAAAUGGACCUGUUAUUGCUUAUCCUUCAUCUGUCCCGUGUAUACUGUUAAUAAGGGUUGAUGCUCAUAUUAAACCGGGCCGAAAUUGCAAAAAUUAUGACGUCCCACGUUCAGGUAAUCCCUGUAAGAUAAAAGCUGAACUUGGGCUGCAUUAAACACCUGGUUUUGGAUGUUUGUUUGUUUUUUCUUUUUUCUUUCUUGGCUCUAUCUGAUGUCACUGAGGGCUUAGACCUGCAGUUUAAACCUUCUAUUUGCCAGGGGCAGUCAAUCCAAAAGGCGCUUGUUUCAGACUGUAAUUACCACAGUAGCUCCUCAUUAGAGAUAAAACAAGUAAAAGUCAGAGUUACUGCAGUUUUCUUCCUGUUUCAGUCAUACAGCCUCUAAUCAUGUCACACCAUCGGCUUGAAUCAGUGAAAGCUGGCCAGUAUGACUCCUCUGCUUACAGCCCUAGCAUAUAAGGAAAUUCUUCUUCAUGGGUUCUUUGUUGUUACUGGUUUCUGUAUCACUUACAGUAUGUAAAAUAAUGUGUUUUGUAUACCUCAGACGGCCACUAAAGGCACGCAAUAAUAAUGGAGUCUUAAUGCAACUCUAUGACACAGACGAGGGUGACAUUUUCGUUUAGCAGGACCUUUUCUUUGCACUAGCGGAGGUGGCAGGUUUGCCGAGAAGGUGAAUGUAAGCUGAAUUCUCAAAACUCCUGCUUUUUUUUUCUUUCUCUCUUUCUUUUUUUGAGCAAGUACAAUCUGUUCAACUUCACAUACUUCAUAUUACGUCUUGCAUGUUUUUAACAUUUGUAACUGUCAUUUGCAUUUGUCAUUAAAAUGUAUGUGGAGAGAGAGAAGUGUGUGUCGUGCGACUGGUGAUGCAGAAUAUUACGUGUAUUUGUGUGGGCUGUAAGAGAUAAUGAGUCCUGAUAGGCAGAAUUUUAAGAUGUUUUUUUUCCCUUUAUUUCUUAAUGGGUUUGUUUUAUUUGUUUCUCAUCAUUUACCUGCUAAAAUAAAAUCAAUUGAAAAUCAAUAGAUGAAUUUACAGUGGAACAUUUAUGUCUUAAAAUGGAAAUUAGAUGCUGUUGUGAGGUAAUUUGCAUUUGUGGUUCAAUAAAUGUGUAAAGGGUCCAGAAACACGGUGUAGAUGGAUCAGUGCUGUGUUAGGUGGUGAAUAAAUAAAUCUGAG